Messenger RNA from Cercocebus atys (sooty mangabey), 940 nucleotides. RefSeq names its product olfactory receptor 51I2-like. Gene Ontology annotation, biological process: G protein-coupled receptor signaling pathway. Gene Ontology annotation, molecular function: olfactory receptor activity; G protein-coupled receptor activity. Lineage: Eukaryota; Metazoa; Chordata; Mammalia; Primates; Cercopithecidae. The transcript has a single exon. Bases 41 to 910 code for a protein of 289 amino acids. The record is from RefSeq and is a predicted model, not a curated record. Gene Ontology annotation, cellular component: membrane.
UUUGCCUAAGCCAAAGUCCUCAGACUCCAGACACGAGAGAAUGUUCAGCAGCAGUCAAUUCACCCCAGAAUAUUUUCUGCUGACUGGUUUCCCUAGUCUGGAGGAACAGUAUCCCUGGUUCAUCUUUCCAUUCUGUUCCACAUAUCUUGUGGCCCUCAUGGGCAAUAGCCUGAUCCUGACUGUGAUCAAGAAAAACAUCUCUCUGCACCAGCCAAUGUACUUGUUCCUAGCUAUGCUGGCCUUUGCAGAGCUUGGUGUCUCUGCCUCUACACUGCCCACUGUGCUGGGCAUCUUCCUUUUUAGUGCCAAAAAGAUCUGCUUUGAAGCCUGCCUUUUGCAGAUGUUCUCCAUACAUUUGUUUUCCAUCAUGGAGUCAGGAGUUCUGCUGGCCAUGUCUGUGGACCGCUUUGUGGCUAUCUACAACCCAUUGCAGUACACUGCUAUCCUGACCUUGCCCCGUAUUGCUGGUACUGGUGCUACCCUUGGACUGAAGAGUGUGAUGCUCAUGUUCCCACUGCCCUUUCUCCUGAAGCGUCUGCUCUUCUGUGGCAACAUCACCCUCUCUCCCUCCUAUUGUCUGCACUCAGAUUUAAUUCAGCUGCCCUGUGGGGCCACUCGUCCCAACAGCAUUCUGGGGCUCUGUAUCAUCACUUCCACUUUUGGACUGGACUCACGGCUCCUCACAGUCUCCUAUGUGCUGAUUCUCUACACGGUGCUGGGCAUUACUUCUGGAGAGGGGCAGUGGAAAGCCCUCAACACAUGUGUAUCACACAUCUGUGCAGUCCUUGUGUAUUAUGUGCCCAUGAUCAGUGUGGCUCUGGUACACUGCUUCCUGAAGCAUACUGCACCUGCUGUUUGCCUCCUCCUGGCCAGUGUCUACUUCUGGUACCACCUGUGCUCAACCCCAUAAUCUAUAGUGUUAAGACCAAGCAGAUUCGCC